UGGGCUGAAGGGAAGAGGAGAAGGGGAGGAGGGUGCUGGUGGGAGUCAGAUUGACUGACCACAGGAGCAUGGGCAUUGGCAGGAGGUGGCCACUGGGGACACAGCACUGUAGAGAGGGUGCACCACAGCCUGGAGGAUGCUGCCAUCCUCCCAGUAUAUUGGCCUCCAAGCUGCUCUUCACAGGUGCUUCGUCAGGCAGCCGCUUCUGAGCAGUGUGGUGUGAGAGGAGCAGUGGGGCCAUGGCCAUGUGCCCCCUCCAGCACCUCCUUUGUGCUCCAUUGGGUGCCUGAGUCUAAGAAGAUGCAAUAUGGGGGGUGAGGGUAAUGGUAACAUUCGGUAUCUUGAUUCCUGCAAUGGUUAUAUACAUUUCUCAAAACUUAACAGAACCAUCCACUUCAACAAGUGCAUUACAUUGCACGUGGCUUAUGGGAUCCUUUGCUAAUGGAUCAAACCCUCUGUGAUGCCUGUGAUCCUGGUGCUAGCUGAAGCUACGCAGGCAGGACAGGCCAGGCCUGCAAUACAGGUCUCUUCCUGUCAAAACAAAUUGCUCCCCCUUCCUAGAUCGAAGGGGUCAAUGCUACCAAGUGGCUGGUUGGUUUUCCUGAAGAAAAGCACCACCUGGGGACUCAGCAGUGGUCAUGGUUGACAGUUUGGACAUUUGGCAGAUUGAGUGAACCAGUGCGAUAUUUUGCUGGAUGUCAAGCCAGUCCAGGUCUCUUCAGACUAUUUAUGACAGAGGACAAAAGAGGUAAACAAGUCAAGGGUAAGUUCUAUCGUUUUCCAUUCUAAAUGAAUGUGAACUGUUCUCCCUUUUUUUCUGGUAUGGACAGACAAGGACCCAGCUGAUAGAUCCAUGGUGCAUCUAAUCUGCUCUAGCAAAGCUUCCCCAUCUGGCCAAGGAGCUGCCCACAGGGCUCCACCUUCAUUGGGCUGAGGUAGUCCACUGUCAUUCUAGGGUCUGUGGUUCAGGCAGGGCCCAGACUGGUGAAUGAAACCCUCAGAUUAUCGGGACCACUAUAUAUCCUUCGGGUUUUUAAGGGUGGCACAUAUUUCAGCCAUCUCCUCUCCGUACUGCAAGAUAAAAUAUUUUUUCUUUACUCUUUUGGCUGGGGUGGAGGCAGUUUCAGAGACUGACCUUCCCCACUCAAUAACUUGUCUCACCGCCCAGGGAACCAAGGUGGGUGUUAUGCCAUGUUCCCAUAACGUCUUUUUAAUUGCAUGUCCAGGACUGGGAAGUGACCACAAGGUGAGUGAGACCUGGGCCAGACCUCCAUUUUCAACCUUGCCUUGAUGAACCCUGACUCUAAUGGAGGCCAUGCUGAUUCUGUGUCAACUCUGCCCCUGGGUCCCACAGUCCUUGAAAGGUUUGGGUAUUCCUCUAGCUCAGCAUACUGAUAACCCAGUCAAAUGACUGCUGGGCCCUUUAGGUGAGGACUGAGGAAAUAAUUUGUGUUAUACACCUCUCCUUUAGUUGGUGGGUUCAGGUCAAAACUUGGCUUAGAUCUGGAAACUUGGCAAGGGUUCAUGGUUUUUAUUGGAACAGCUGCCCUUAGCCUGCCAAUCAUCCAUCCUUGAUUUCUUCUGAUCAAGGGCCGUGUCCUUGGUAGUGUCUCUCUGCCCCAGCAAUGCAGGUUCUAUGAACCAUCUCCAGAGCUCUGCACAUGGGUCACUGACUGCCGCUCGGCCUUGCCACUCCUUUUGGAAACUCUAUCCACCUGGCUUCUGAGGCUUACCCAGCUCCAGGCCGCUAGUGUGGGGCCGAACAUCCUCACUGCCGUCAGUGGUUCUGAUUCUGUGGCAGCAUCUCCUGUGGUCGCCUGACCUCUAGAGGAGAGCCAUCGCUGAAAUCGGCCAUGCUGGGGCCCCUCUCACCAGCACAUGCCUUAUGGCCUGGGAGAUGUGUUUCUUCAGCCCCUCCUGUGGACACAGUCAUCCACCAGGUGUUCUGCCUGACCCAGUACAUCCAUUCUAGCGUGCCCCCUUCUCUGAGCCUUUUAAUUCCUUCUUCCAUCAUCCAAGGAAUGCUGGCAUUUCAACCUUAGUAUAGACCGUUGCUUUUUUUCCCAUGUUUCAGGAGCCAUCCUGGCACAUAUUUGCUCUACUCCCUGGGGACCUGGCCAGCGUGUUAAAUCCUGUAUCCUGGGAGAGGGCUCCCAAAUCAGUAAAUGCUCCCUUAUCCCAGUUUAGGUUCUGCCCUCCCCAAUCUGCCUCUGUCACAUCCAGUCCCAAUCCUACCCCCCAGCCCCUGCCAGCACAUAGCAGCUGGUCCUGCAGCUCCUUUGGAUAUGGGGCUCCUCACACGCUAGUGAGCCAGAGUGGAGGCAGGGACAGAUCCUGGGGGUGCAUGAGCAAGUGGGGAGUGCUGCCCUCAGUGGGGAACAGCAGACAACUUCUGUGCACUUAGAGGGUCAGUGGACUCGAGGUUCGAGAGCUGGGGAUGCACCAACCCAGACGUCCCCCUUCCGUGUGUCAGCGCCCCAGGUCUUUACUAACCAGGGCCCUGACCUGACCCCACAGCCCUGUCUAGGGGGCGUUUGGCCUCUUUGGUGCUUGGCUGCUCUGGUGACCGAGCCUGGUCCUGUGCCCAGCUUCCUCAGCCGUGUGACUGCCGGAGAUUGGGCCUUUCAUGCGUUACCAAGGAGGUGCUCUGGCUCUCACGUUGAGCUUUCAUUUGCCUAUAAUCACUCUCAGCUGUUGCUUCUCUUUUUCCAAAGCCAUAACUGCUCAGCAGCAGCCAGCAGUUUCACACUCCUUGUAUUUACUGUGUCCUGAUGGCAUUGUGUGUUCUCUUCCACUGGAACACCCUCCCAGUUCAUCAGUGGUGGAGGUUUGAAUGAUGUCACUGCUACCUUGUGCCAGGGGCUGUCUGUGCUCCCCCUACCAACAGUGAUGGGAUACUUGUUGCCAGACAGACAGACAGUGAUAUAAAGUCUCAUCUUGGCAUCUUAGGACCAACUGUCACAUCCUGAUGUCCCCAGGAAGCAGACUGAGAUGCAGAUGAGCAGGCAGGAGCCUCAUGAGGGCAUGCUCCUGGGACCAACGCUGGGAAAGGGAAGGAAUGGAACAGGGUCAGGCAGAGGGAGCAGCUGGGCUGGGAUGCAGUCACAGCAGAAACCUCAGCUAAGCCUCAGGCAGGUCUGAAGCAGCACUGGGCCUUCAGCCUCAUCCCAAGUGUGGGUGAAGGGACUGGGCCUUAGACAACCCCACAUGAUGGGAUGUGGGCUGCCCCAGGAGGGGGAAUGGCCUUGUCCAGAUGGUUCUCCUCAGCUGAGGCUCUUCCCAGAGACCCGACAGCACUCCCAACAGCUGAGGGCAUGAGCUCGGGUCCUGGCGCAGAUCCAGACGGCUCAGCCCAGUGUCACUGCAACGUGGCUCAGGUGCUGGUGGGAGCCACUGAACAUUCUCUUCUCAUGCUUCAAAUGCCUCAGUUCAGCGGGAAGCCAUGUCACCCACUGAGAGGGAAGGUGCGGAGGACGCACGGGGCCUAAUGUGGUCUAACUCAGAAUAAGAACAGGAGCGCCUCUCCAGGGAGAUGCAAACUGAGUUAGAAUCCUGAUUAAACUGAGUUAGAAUCCUGAUUCCACUUGGACCUCCUCAUUUAAAUGGCCUCUUCAGUGUAACUCCUAAUUGGAAAACUUUUAAGUAUGUUUGGAACAACUUGCAUAUGAAAACCAACUUUUUCAGCUGGAAAGUGAAUGUGGUUUAAAUACAGAUCAAGUAUGUCUGAUUGAAAUUUAGCAUCCCAAUUGGGAUGUACCCUAAGUGUAAAAUACACACUGAUUUCAAAGACUAAGUAUGAAAAAAAGAAUGUAAAAUAUAACUUUAAAAUAUUGAUUAUGUGUUGAAAUGGUGAUAUUUGGUAUAUAUUUGGUUAAGUAACAUUAUUAAAAUUGAUUUACCAAGUUAUUUUUACAUUUUUAGUCAGGGUAGUAUAUAAUUUGAAAUUAAAUUUUUGGCUCAAAUAUGUUUGGACAGCGCUGGGCUAGAAGGAACGAAAGGGGGAAAGGCACAGCCAUGCUGUUUUCAAACUGGCCACCAGGUGGCAACCUCACCCCACGAGGGUGGUGCUCAGCCUCUCAGGAGGCCAGUUGGUACGGUGAUUAGCAGAAGAGUAACUCAAGUGAAAAAGGAACUCAGCCAGGCUUAUGCUUGCUAGGCCUGUUCUACAUUAGUCACACCUGACACUGGUUUGCAUGUUAAGGGUUGUUCAUGUAAUCAUGAAGUAUGUAGCCUUUGCUCUCUGCUUAACCACAGUUCUCCCCCACUGUGCUGGGAGUCUCCUUAAGAUUGAGCUUUUAACAGUAUUUCUUACAGUUUACUUUAAGUUCCACUCCUCUGCCCCCACCCUUCUCUCUCAUUUUAAUUUUCGCCCUUUCACUUGUUCCUUCUUCACAUCAGGUUCAGCUUUUCGGACUUUUUUCAUGUCCUUAGAAUUACGUAUGCCCCCUUAAUUUCAACAUAUUAUGACCCACCAUCAGAAGAGCAUUCUUUUCCAGGAGGCAAGAAAGAUCUGAGGAAAAACACUAGAAGAGAAAUGCAGAAGGGAAUCCAGUUCAAUUCCUACUAGGAUGCCAGGGAUCCGUGUCAUUCAUGGACGUGACUGUGGACUUCACUCAGGAGGAAUGGGAGCACCUGGACCCCUCUCAGAGGAUCCUGUACAUGGAGGUGAUGCUGGAGAAUUAUAACAACUUACUUUCAGUGGUGUGGAAGGCAGAUGACCAGAUGAAGAAGGUCCACAGAAUCCCCGAGGAGCAGGCGAGACAUUUUAUAAUCCUCAAGAACCAAACCCCAAUUGAGGAAAGAGGUAAUCUCUUUGGAAAAACAUUUAAUCAGAGCACAGACUUGGUUUCUUUAAGACACGAAUCCUAUAAAUAUGAUUUAUGUGAAAAAACUUUGAAAUAUAAUUCAGACUUAUAUAAUAGUAAUUGCUAUGCAAGAAAGAAGGCUGGUGAAUGUAAUGGAUUUGAGAAACCACUCCUCUAUCUGAAACACGAGAAAACCCAUACUGGAGUGGAAUACUCUGAAAAUAAUAAAAAUGGAAAAGACUUCAGCCGUAAGGAAACCAUAUACAAACAUCAGAAAAAUAGAAAUUUGGUUUCACCUUUAAUUUGUAAUUACUGUGACAAGGCCUUCAGCUUUAAAUCACUCCUCAUUUGUCAUAAGAGAAUACAUACUGGAGAAAAACCCUAUGAGUGUAAUGUAUGUAAGAAAACCUUCUCCCAUAAAGCAAACCUCACUAAACAUAAGAGAAUUCAUACUGGGGAGAAACCCUUUGAAUGUCCUGAAUGUGGAAAAGCUUUCACCCACCAGUCCAACCUCAUUGUACACCAGAGGGCACACAUGGAGAGAAAGCCCUAUGAAUGCAGUGAAUGUGGCAAGACGUUUGCUCAGAAGUUUGAACUCACUACACAUCAGAGAAUUCAUACAGGGGAGCGGCCCUAUGAGUGUAAUGAAUGUGCAAAAACCUUCUUCAAGAAAUCAAACCUCAUUAUACAUCAGAAAAUUCACACAGGGGAGAAACGCUAUGAGUGCAGUGAAUGUGGAAAAUCCUUUCUCCGGAACUCACAACUGAUUAUACAUAUGAGAACUCAUACAGGAGAGAAACCCUAUGAGUGUGCUGAAUGUGGCAAAACUUUCAGCCAGAGGUCAACCCUUAGAUUACACUUGCGGAUUCAUACAGGAGAGAAACCAUAUGAGUGUACCGAAUGUGGGAAGGCCUUCAGCAGGAAGUCCCGCCUCAGUGUCCAUCAGAGAGUUCAUUUGGGGGAUAUACCCUGAGACUGCAACAGGGUGGCACUGUGGAAAUCUCAUCCACAAGAACCCUUCCCAUGGGGAGAAACUCAUGAAGGAAGUUAAAGAAUGUGGGGAUUCAUAGUGAGAUACAGUCUGUCAACUCAAAAAUGUGUUAGAAAUAGGAUCCCAUAAGAACAAUAUUAUACUGGAAAUUAGGUAUGAUACCCAGCUAAGGAAUACAUAUCAGAAUAUAGUCACUUAUGCAUAGAUAUGCUCAGCUAGCUAUAUUAUAGUGAGCUUUUUUAAAAAGUUUGAAUGAGUUGAAUAGUCCAGGCAGCAGUAUAAAGGAUAUACAAACAGUACCAGAAGUAUGUAGUGGUUAUAUCUGAGAUUGUGCCACAAGAAACAAAUCGUAUGUUUUAGAUCUGAAUAUGUGAAGUUAGCACAGUCACAGGGAGUUUGAAAUUCUUGUCCUCUGUGAUAGUUAGGAUACAUCAAAGAAGACUUUCCGUGCUAAGCAUCACUUGUGUUUAUCAGUACCUUUCCACCCAGUGUGCAUUCCAGUGAAAUUUGUUAACAGUAUAAAGUAGCAGGUAGUUUAUCUUCUUCCUGCUGCUUGCUGGCAUACGUAAAUUGGCAUGGCCAUUUUUACUGAGCUACCUUUUCAGUAAACAGUAGACAAUGUUGAAGUUUUAACCUGCUUCUGGGUUUCCCAAAGAUUAUGUAGAGGCAUUAUUUACAUAAAUAUGCAAGUGUGAGAUAAUUAAGAGAUCUAGAGAGUAGUUGGAGGCAGACGGAGGCUGUGUUAUGCAGCAUGCACCACAGAACUUUAAAAGUGCACUGGAAAGAGAAUAUCCCUAUGCAUCAUGCUCUAGUUAAUUUUCAGAGGGAUAUUUACAUAAAAUUGCACGUGCACUGCCACAAUAUGUACAACCCCGAAACCACUUGUAUUUUUCUUUGUGUUGCUUUGGUUUUCUUAAUAUUUUAGGGAUAGUCUUGCAAAAAAGGUUAAAAUGAUUAGGUAAUUCACAGCUGUUAGUUACACUUCAGAGACUUUAGAAGAAAAUUAUUUUAUUUUGAGAAACUGUCAAAAGAUGUCUGUUUGCUUUAAGAUUGCUUUUCAAAAUUUUCAUGUGCACAGUCUGCUUUAGAAAUGAAGUUCUUGAAAGAGGUAUUUCUACUUCUUUGAGUUUCACUAUCAUCAACCUAAAACAUUUCCUUUGUAACCUAAUUUACUAUAACUUUCCUGUAAAAGUUCAAAGCAUACCUCCUAAGUUAGAUUUUCAGUGGUCUCACGAUAUAUUGUUUGAUGAUUAAUGUAAAAACAUUUCUUUUAUUGCAUAAACAGAUAUACCAUUUUAGGCUUGAUUCCAGGUUCAAAAGUUCAGCCUUUCCCUGUCAUUCACAAAUCAUGCAUUAGAAUUGUAUAUAGUAGACAUAACUGUUCUUUUUUCUUUUAUUAGGUAUUUUUAAAGACCAUUGAUGUGAUGUAACUACUUUUGAGUGUGAAUGACCUUCUUUUUUUUUUUUUUUUUUUUUUUCUGCUUAGAUGUCUCAUACAGUUUCAUUUUAUUGACAAAUAUACUUUUAUGUAGGUUUUCUCAUGAGCUACAGUUAAAAAUACAGAAAGAUGGCAGAAAUAUUUCUUUGUCUAAAAAACCCCAAAACAGAAAGAAGGAAAAAGAAAAAGAUGAUUCCUUAGGUGAAGAAAGAAAAACACUUGUGGUGCAGGUAAAUGUCCAUAUUUUAAAUGUGUAUUGUAUCUUAAAUUUAACAUACCUGAUUAUCAUUUAAUAUUUUGAGGAAAAAAGUAAAGAUUAAAAAAAGUUUUCUGAGUGUCACCACUCAGCAUGUCAUUGACUUUUUUUUUUAUCUUCAUUUUAUUGAGAUAUAUUCACAUACCAUGCAGUCAUACAAAACAAAUCGUACUUUCGAUUGUUUACAG
Choloepus didactylus (southern two-toed sloth) is the source of this 7678-nucleotide messenger RNA. Its product is annotated as zinc finger protein 1 homolog. The coding region runs from base 4591 to 5778 and encodes 395 amino acids. The transcript has 3 exons. Lineage: Eukaryota; Metazoa; Chordata; Mammalia; Pilosa; Megalonychidae. Gene Ontology annotation, biological process: regulation of transcription by RNA polymerase II. Gene Ontology annotation, molecular function: DNA-binding transcription factor activity; RNA polymerase II cis-regulatory region sequence-specific DNA binding. The record is from RefSeq and is a predicted model, not a curated record.